AUGAGCAACGCAGCUCCUGCCAAAUCCAAACACGAUGAUGAUGAUGAUGCCAGCAGCACCAUAACGCUAGCCGACUACAUCCUACACCGCCGUAAGUUGCCACACGUCGCGGGGGGGUGAAGCGUGAAGCGUGUCUUUCUUUUCUUGUUCCCCUCAACCCCUUGCCCUCGCCAUUCGCUCACUUGCUCCCCAUCCCCCAUCCCUUCCUCCGCCCACACCACACCACACCACACCACAGUCAGCUCUCUGGGAUGCAGCUCGAUACAAGGAGUGCCGGGCGACUUUAGCAUGCCUUUUUUGGAUGCUGUUUCGCAGCAUGCUUCUUUCGAGUGGGUUGGUAAUACGAACGAAUUGAAUGCUGCUUAUAGUGCGGAUGGAUAUGCUCGGUGUGCACAGAUCGAGUCGAGAUGUAGCGAUGAGGGGCAGGCAGCGGGAGGGGGAGGUGUUGAGCAGGAGCAGGAAGAGGAAGAGGAGGAGGAGAGCAAGUUGAGAGCGGCAACAUGCACACCUUUGGAGCCGACCAGCGGACGAGAAAAGAGUUCGAGUCGCAGUCCGAAUAGAAGACCGCGAGGGAGCAAGAUUGCCGCACUGUGCACCACGUUUGGCGUGGGCGAAUUGUCGGCGCUCAACGGCAUUGCCGGCUCUUACGCCGAGAGAUUGCCCGUGCUGCACAUCGUCGGCGUACCCUCGACGCAAGCGCAGUCCAACAGGGCCCUGCUGCACCACACGCUGGGCGAUGGCGACUUUGCAGCUUUUUCGCAAAUGUCCAAACACGUAUCUUGCGCCGCGGUGCAUUUGGGAGAGCUGCUCAUUGGAGAGGCACAAGAAGAGGCGGGAGAUGUGGAGUCAGAGUGCAGCAGCAGAGGCAAGAUGCUUGCAAAGGAGGUGGAUGCGUUGUUGGGUAGGGUGGUGAGGGAAGCCAGACCGGGUUACUUGGCCCUACCCACCGACCUGGUGCAUCUGCCCAUCCCCACCUCGCUUCUUCGCGCACCCCUCAACACAUCCCACGCGCCCAAUGAGGAAAAGGUGGAAGCGGAAGUGUUGCGAGAAAUCUUCAAGAGGUUGGAUGAGAGCAGCGAUCCCCUGAUCAUUGUGGACGCGUGCACCAUACGUCAUGCGGCCAUCAAUGCCACGCUGGACCUGGUGCAUCGCAGCGGCUGCACCUUUGUCAGCACGCCCAUGGGCAAGUCCGCCUUGCCAGAAUCAUCGCCUCAGUACGCCGGCACGUUUAUAGGUCCCAACUCUGAAGCCGCUGUGCUCAAAAGGGUGCAGAAAUCAGACUGCUACUUGUUCGUGGGUGCGCUCAGAAGCGACUUUAAUACCGCCAGCUCCUUCAACAACUUGACGGAUCAGGCCAAGACGAUUGAACUGCACAGCAAUAGGACGGUGCUGGGACAUGCAGUGUAUCCGCGCAUAUCCAUGCACGCCCUGCUCCCUCGUCUAGCCGAUCAUCUAUCUCCUCGAGCCAACGAAUUGCGCGCAUUGUACGGUCUAACGCAGCAAGAGAGACCUAGCAAUAGGCUUCCUAGCAAACUGCAAGAAGGCGAAAUGGCGGGACGGGAGGGAGAGAAUAUAAGCCAAAUGUGGCUUUGGAAACGCAUCGGUUCGUUUUUGAAAGAGGCGGAUCAAGUCGUUGCGGAGACCGGAACUAGCAGCUUUGGCAUUCUGGAUACGCACUUGCCUGGUGGGCGAACGCGACUUCACAGUCAGGUGAGUGGCCAAACCAUCCUUUCCCCCCCUCCUCCUGCGCCCACCUAGCCAUGCGUCUGCCCACCCCUCUUUCCUCUGCAUCAGAGAAUUGACCCGAAGUGACCUCUCUUUUUGUUUUUUCUCUUUCUCUUCUUUUGGACCGUUGGCAGGUCUUGUGGGGCUCCAUAGGCUGGUCUUUGCCCGCCACGCUAGGCGUAUCUCUAGCCGCGAGGGAGCUUCAUCUAGGUCGCACGCUGCUCUUCAUCGGCGACGGUUCGCUGCAACUGACAGCGACAGAGAUCAGCACCAUGAUUCGAUUAGACUUGCAUCCCAUCCUUUUCGUUUUGCGCAACGAUGGCUACGAGAUAGAGAGGCAGAUAGAAGGUCCGGAUCAGCCUUACAACAAUGUGCCUAGUUGGAACAAUGAGAAAUUGUUGCAGGCGAUGUACGAUCCCAAUGUUGGGCAGAGCAUGGGGGGAAAGGAAAAAGAGGCGCAAAAGAGCCAUGCGCACGAUAAGCAGGUGUCUUUGCCCAGAUACUUUGCAGUCAAGAGCAAAAAGGAACUGGACGACUUGCUGAAGGAUGAGGAGUUUGCUAGUUGCAAAGUGAGUGUUCCGCGGGGGUUAUCGUCGAAUGUCGCCACUGUCGAGUGCCGGAUAAAAAUCAAGCCAGCGAGUCAUUCUUUUUGCGAAAAAGAAAGCGCCCCGCCAAGCUCGUUCUGUUGCCCCCCGCACUCUUCUUACCCUUUCUCUUAUUUUUGCGCCUCCUAAUCUCCCCCCUGCCAUUUGUAGCGCUUGCAAUUGGUAGAGAUCUUUAUGCGCCGAGGCGAUGGUAAGUUAGCUUCAGCGCUUGCGACGUGCAAGUUCGACCUCUCGCUGAUUUCCUUUACGCUCAUCCCGUAGCUCCAAGAGCUCUAGUCGCUCAAGCCCAAGCUUCAGCAAAGCUCAAUUCGUAG
Molecule: messenger RNA, 2644 nt
Organism: Ceraceosorus bombacis
Lineage: Eukaryota; Fungi; Basidiomycota; Exobasidiomycetes; Ceraceosorales; Ceraceosoraceae
Source: the annotation of a GenBank genome assembly